AUGAAUUAAGUUAACUUUUUUGAAUUAUUAAUAAACAAAGAAAUGGAUAUGAAUAUUUAAAAAGAAACUUUCAUUAAAAAUAAUCAAAAUGGAUCAGUCCAAAUAAUAGAUGGAGACUUAAAUUAAGAUUACAAUGAAUUAAUUCAACUAAAUCAGAUGUAGGAACUAAAUGAAAAAAUAGUCAAAAAAAAUAUGUUAUUCAAACAUAGUUUUACCGACAACAUGAAGUUAUACUAAGUGUAGAAAGAGAAAUUGAUGUUCACUAAUCAAUUUGUGAAUACACUUCACAUAGCUUACUAUCAUCAUUUCCCAUUAUGUUUUAGUCCUGAUGAUAUCUAACUGCUCAUAACUUAAGGAUUUUGUACACACAUCAAACUUAAUGCAGAGAAAUUUAGAAACAAAUUUGUAAACUUCUAAGGAUAACAAAUAUUAAAAAUAAUAGUUGAAGACCUAGAUCGAAUAGAAGAUUAUAAAUGGGAAGAAUUUCCUAAGAAAUUUUCUCAAAUGAUAAAAGAUUAAAUAGGUUAAAAAAGAUAUGAGCUAUGUGUACAACAGUAUUCCACUACUAAUGAUGUAGCUAAAGUUUGUUAUGAAGUAAGUUUAAUGGAUACAAUGCAAAAAUAUUUUAAAUAUGUAGUUGGAGCCGGAUGUGGAAUUUCUAAAAUUAAACUUCAAGGUACAUUAGAAGAUUGGCAAUAAUUAAGAUAAAAUGUAGAACCACUUCGAGAAUUUGAAUUAGAUUGGUGGAUAAAUGAAAUUGUGCCAAUAUUAGAUUAAUUUAUUAAUUUAUAUUAAGGCAAUGUUGAUAAAGUUUUUUGGAAUAAUAUUUAUAGAUUUUAACAUCCAGAUCCAAAAAUAUAUGAUAUAAGACCAGGAUUUGCAACCGGAUGGAUUACCUACUUUUUCCCUUAUAGAGUAAAUGAAAAUGCAAGUAUUAAUGAUAAAGAACCUUUUGNACAAGAAAUAAGAAAAAGUCAUAAAUAUGAUUAAUGUACAAUAAAAUAGCUUAUCAUUUGUUCUCUUUGA
This is a messenger RNA of Paramecium pentaurelia, 1026 nucleotides long. NCBI's taxonomy places the organism in Eukaryota, Ciliophora, Oligohymenophorea, Peniculida, Parameciidae. The record is from the annotation of a GenBank genome assembly.